AUGUCGCUGGCACACGCAGCCGCCGAGUACAUGCUCUCGGAUGCCCUGCUGCCCGACCGCCGGGGGCCCCGGCUCAAGGGCCUGCGCCUGGAACUCCCCCUGGACCGGAUGGUCAAGUUUGUCGCCGUGGGUUUCCCCUUGUUGCUGAUGUCCCUGGCAUUUGCCCAGGAGUUCUCGUACGGCUCUCCCAUCAGCUGCUUCUCCCCUGGGAACUUCAGUGUCCGGCAGGCCGCCUUCGUGGACAGUUUCUGCUGGGAGUCCCUGGUCCAUCACGAGCUGGAGGGGUCUGGCCAGUACAAGACCAAAUCACUGUGGCCUCACAAGGCCCUCCCGUACUCCCUGCUGGCCCUGGCCAUAGCCAUGUACCUGCCAGCCGUGCUGUGGCAGUACGCAGCCGCGCCUGCCCUCACCUCAGACCUGCUCUUCAUCAUCAGCGAGCUGGACAAAUCCUAUAACCGCUCCAUCCGCCUGGUGCAGCACAUGCUGAAGAUCCGCCAGAGAAGCUCCGACCCCCACGUGUUCUGGGAUGAGCUGGACAAGGCCCGGAAGGAGCGCUACUUCGAGUUCCCCUUGCUCGAGCGCUACCUGGCGUGUAAGCAGCGUUCCCACUCACUCGUGGCCACCUACCUCCUAAGGAACUCCCUCCUGCUCCUGCUCACGGCCGUCACCUACCUGUACCUGGGCCACUUCCACCUGGACGUUUUCUUCCAGGAGGAAUUCAGCUGCUCCAUCAAGUCGGGGCUGCUCCGCACCGAACCCCAGGUGCCGUCACUGGUCACCUGCAAGCUGACCUCUCUGGGUGUCUUCCAGGCGGUCAGCCUCUGCAGUGUCACCGUCUACACCCUCCUGGUCCCAGUCAUCCUCUACAACCUCACGCGGCUCUGUCGCUGGGACAAGGGGCUCCUCUCGGUCUAUGAGAUGCUGCCAGCCUUUGACCUCCUCAGCAGGAAAAUGCUGGGCUGCCCCAUCAAUGACCUCAAUGUCAUCCUCCUCUUCCUCCGCGCCAACGUCUCGGAGCUCAUCUCGUUUAGCUGGCUGAGCGCACUCUGCGUGCUGAAGGACACCACCGCCGAGAAGCACAACAUCGACACAGUGGUCGAUUUUAUGACGCUGCUGGCGGGCCUGGAACCCUCCAAACCCAAACAUCUCGCCCCCCGGGGCUGCGAUGAAAACCCCUAG
Sorex araneus (European shrew) is the source of this 1179-nucleotide messenger RNA. RefSeq names its product pannexin 3 (gene PANX3). NCBI's taxonomy places the organism in Eukaryota, Metazoa, Chordata, Mammalia, Eulipotyphla, Soricidae. Gene Ontology annotation, biological process: monoatomic cation transport; positive regulation of interleukin-1 production. Gene Ontology annotation, molecular function: channel activity. The transcript has 4 exons. Bases 1 to 1179 code for a protein of 392 amino acids. The record is from RefSeq and is a predicted model, not a curated record.